CGGUUAUUGUUGCUGUUAUUAUUAUAGCUCGGUUCUCGCCACUCUGAGCUGUUUCUUCUCGGGGGCAUCUCCGUGGAGAGGUAUGGGCCUUCUUGACCAGCUCUGGGACGACACCGUCGCCGGGCCCCGACCCGAGACCGGCCUCGGCCGCCUCCGGAAGCACUCCUCCUUUGGCUUCCGCUCCAACCCCAGCAAAGAGGGACCGACGGCGGACGGAGGAGGGAUCGGCCGAUCGGAGGGCGGCGGCGAGGAGGUGGAAGUGAGGGUGACGCGAAGCAUCAUGAUCAAGCGGCCAGCUGGGAGCCCUUCUACGGGGAAUUCCACGCCGCCUGCGUCGCCCGCAGGAUCCACGCCGCCCAUCUCGCCCUUCGCCGGAAGCGGGGACUGGGAUCGAUUUAGGAGGAAAUCAUCAUCCAAUGCAUAUGAAAGAGUUGGAGGAACGGUUAGCAUCGGAUCCCGGGAUCCUACAAAUGAGGUUUGAGCUGUGCCAUUAUCUGCUCCAUGAGGAGAGAUAGAGACUCACUUAUGAUCGGAGCGCAAAAUGAGGCAGGGUUUCUUUCUAAGAUGUUCUAAUAUGUUGAUGCAAGUAAAAUUGCACUAGUGUUAUGUAGGAUGCCAGCUUAGAAAUGAGGUCUCUUGUAAUGUGCAUAGGGUUGGGGAGGCUGUUUGGUUUGUGUGCAUAUUCCUACUUUUGCAGACAUAAUAAGAGCUUGUGAUAAUGGUUGCUGGGA
Messenger RNA from Musa acuminata AAA Group (dessert banana), 731 nucleotides. Its product is annotated as dormancy-associated protein homolog 3-like. The transcript has 3 exons. The record is from RefSeq and is a predicted model, not a curated record. Lineage: Eukaryota; Viridiplantae; Streptophyta; Magnoliopsida; Zingiberales; Musaceae. Bases 83 to 481 code for a protein of 132 amino acids.